Ceratosolen solmsi marchali is the source of this 1110-nucleotide messenger RNA. It is a transcript of the gene eIF3f1, whose product is annotated as eukaryotic translation initiation factor 3 subunit f1. Gene Ontology annotation, biological process: translational initiation. Gene Ontology annotation, cellular component: eukaryotic translation initiation factor 3 complex, eIF3m. The record is from RefSeq and is a predicted model, not a curated record. NCBI's taxonomy places the organism in Eukaryota, Metazoa, Arthropoda, Insecta, Hymenoptera, Agaonidae. Gene Ontology annotation, molecular function: translation initiation factor activity; metallopeptidase activity; translation initiation factor binding. Bases 182 to 1027 code for a protein of 281 amino acids. The transcript has 5 exons.
UACUAACUUUAUGUCUUCACUGUCCACAUGCUGCUUACAACUCUUAAGUAGCUUGUAGUUAGUGACUGCUUGGAGUCUUCAUUGCUAUGAUUUUUUUUAAUUUGAUUGCCGCAUGGUUUACUUUGUUUAAUAAUUAAAGCUGCUUACGAGAUAUACCACGAAUACAGAUAGCUUUUGAAAAAUGGCUCUUAACCUCAUUGUUAAAGUACACCCAGUUGUGUUAUUUCAAAUUGUUGAUGCAUAUGAACGCCGAGGUGCCGAAGCUCAUCGAGUUAUCGGUACAAUGUUAGGAACCGUGGAGAAAGGUGUUGUUGAAGUAACAAAUUGCUUUUGCGUACCACAUAAGGAAUAUGAAGACCAGGUUGAUGCCGAACUCAACUAUGCAAUGGAUUUGUACGAACUGAAUCGACGAGUUAAUGCGCAGGAAAAUAUUGUUGGAUGGUGGGCUACUGGAAACGAGGUAACCAAUCAUUCAUUUGUAAUUCACGAGUAUUACGCUCGUGAAUGCAAUAAUCCUAUUCAUUUAACAGUGGAUACAACUUUACAAGAAACCACAAGAAUGGGUAUUAGAGCUUAUGUAUGCGUACGAUUGGGCGUUCCAAAUGGCAAAACUGGCUGCAUGUUUACACCUGCCAAAGUGCAGAUUCAGUGCUACAAUCCAGAAAUUGUUGGAUUACAAUUGUGUGCCAAAACUAUUCAUCAUGUCAAAGGAACCAAACCAGAUGCUGUUGUAGAACCAAUGAUGGAUCUUGCACAAAUUGCUGAAGCUAGUUCAAAACUUGCUACAAUGCUGGAAAGUGUUCUUCAGUAUGUGGAUGAUGUUUUAUCUGGAAAGACACCUCCUGAUAAUCAGGUGGGAAGAGCUCUUUUGGAUAUGGUGAAUUCUGUGCCGAAGAUGACAAGCGAUCAGUUCGAUAGUAUGUUCAGCAGUAAUGUGAAAGAUCUUCUUAUGGUUGUUGCAUUGUCACAGCUCAUUAAGACGCAAUUACAACUCAAUGAAAAACUCACGUUGCUUACAACAUUUUGAAUACAAAUAUAUUUCAACGAUUAAUGAAUGAUUUGAAAGUACAAGGAUAAAGAAUACAUAUUAAAAAUUGUUUAUAAAAUUAG